AUGCCUACACUGUCUGCCCGCCACCAGCCGGAGCAGCAGGAACUGUUGGAGCUGGAGAGUCCCGCGUUCGCGGUCGUCUCGACCGACCACUCGUACCGUGCGAGCAGCCUUGGCAAGCCGAACGCAAUCGUGCGCCCGCUGCGGCACGGUCGGGAGCAGCGGGAGGUGAUCGAGGGACAGCACAUCGUCAAUCUGCACCCGGACUACAAGCUGCUGCACGAGAUCGAAGCACAGCUCAGCCGGAAAAACAAGGAUAGCGCGAACGUCGUGCACAGCGGCGGUCCGGUCCGUGAUCGGGGCGAUCUAGCGAAGCAGAAUCCGGUGCAGCACCGACCCAACUACGGACCGGGUGCAAUCGAGAUCGAAACCGGACCGGACCGUGGAAAUCGGCAGCAUGAGUUUAGCCGCGAGCUGGAUGCCAAGCUGAGAAAGCUGCAAAAUGAUUCCUCGAAGCGAUCGUCCAAAAAUGGCAGCACACAGGAGGUGAACGUUAGGAAGCGUCCGCUGUUCAUCACGACCGUCCCGAAGGGUGUGUUUCUGCAGCCCACCAAAGAGCUCCCGCUACUGCUGCCCGGUUCCAGCCAACGCCGCCUGUACGCGUUCGAGAGCCGGCCAAGAAUCCUGACGGCUCCCAGCCUCAGCAGCAACAACAACAACAACAACGACAUCAAUCAUCCGAACCACAACCAUCCGGGCGAGUACGUCUGCAAGCACGGUAGCCACCAUUACGGUAAACCGCUAGCACCAAGGAUAGCCCAACACGCCGCAGGUGAUGCGGACGUCGUGCGGAAGGUGGCUGUGACGGAACUGCAAUCGAUCGGCAACGGUCAACACCAGCGAUCCGGUCCACAGUGCAACCGCCCGGCAAGAGACCAACAGCAGCAAGCACAAAAUGGAGCCUAUCAGAAUGUGAUGCACGAUCGACGGGUUAUCCGGGGCAGUAAUUACACCUCAACAAGCAACCUGCAAGUGGGACAUGUUAACAACUCCCCUAACAUGCCCCGGUGGAAUCCAUAUUUCGGUUACGCUGGUCUUCUAUCAGGAAAGGGCGAUGGUGAUGGCACGCAGAAGGAGGCCGAAGCACGGCGACGACAGAUGCUGCGUAAGAAGUAUGUUUCCCGCAAUCAGCGUGGAGUUAUUGGAACGCCGCCACCCGUCCGUGGCCGACGGCAUGAAACGGUCCAGACUGAAAAAUAUCUAGAGGAGCUCUUCCUCCAUCCUCCCGAGCUCGAUGCCGGUUGCCAGACGGAUCUAUUUCUGCACCGGCCCCCAUCGCCACCGUACGUGCCGGCCAAGACCGGUUGCGAUGCGUCCACCGAGAUACUGGACGGUGAGUUGUUCGAUUUCGACGUCGAGGUACAACCGAUCAUCGAGGUGCUGGUCAGCCGGACUCUCGAGCAGGCGCUGGUCGAGGUGCUGCACGAGGAGGAAAUAGCCGAGAUGAAGCAGCAGCAGCAAAAGAUACUGGCAUUGCGUGAGGCCGAGCUGGCCGAGCUGAGGCGCCUGGAGCAGGAAGAACAGAAGCGCCAAGCCGAGCGGGACAGACGUUUCCUGCAGGACAAAAUUGCGCGCGAUCUGGAUCUCGAGAUGCAGGAGCGCAUCACCGCCGCUAAACUGCUGCAGGGACGGCUCGACGAGAUCGUGCCGGAUGUGUUAGCCGCCGUCGACAAGAUCGAGACGGAGAAGGAUCGGGCCGAGUUUGAGCGGCAGAUAACUCCAUGGCUGGCGAAGGAGGUUGCGCACGAAGUUGGCCAGUGGAUCGAUGCGAACGCGUUGCUCGAGGAUAUAAUACGUGAAAUCUUGCAGCACAAAAAGAAACUGCUCCAAGCGAAUGAGGACCUCACUGCCGAAGAGCAACAGUACGAUGAGGUUGAUCCGGACGAAACGGUAGACGAACCGGAGCCUGCUGCUGCCGAUGGUGAACCGUUACAGGAUCGUGAGGUGGCGGAAUCAGUACCGGAGCAGCCAACAGCAGGUGAAGCUCCCAACAGUGAUUCCGAGAAUGCAAUGUGA
Molecule: messenger RNA, 2013 nt
Organism: Anopheles marshallii
Lineage: Eukaryota; Metazoa; Arthropoda; Insecta; Diptera; Culicidae
Gene: Rsph3
Product: radial spoke head protein 3 homolog
Exons: 7
Coding region: 1-2013 (670 amino acids)
Cellular component (GO): cilium
Source: RefSeq, a predicted model, not a curated record